This is a messenger RNA of Anolis carolinensis (green anole), 5252 nucleotides long. RefSeq lists its product as uncharacterized. Gene Ontology annotation, molecular function: nucleic acid binding; zinc ion binding. The transcript has 2 exons. Lineage: Eukaryota; Metazoa; Chordata; Lepidosauria; Squamata; Anolidae. The record is from RefSeq and is a predicted model, not a curated record. The coding region runs from base 3166 to 4791 and encodes 541 amino acids.
UAGGCACCAAAUUCUGCUGAUAUGAACUGCUCUGAUAGGUAUUCUUUACAUCAAUGGACACUGUAUUUCCAUAACAUUUUUUCAAAGUCCAAAUGCAGACUGAAGCUACUUUAAUAGGGAGCAGAGGUGGGGAUUAUGUGGCCUUUCAGAUGAUGUUGGAGUACAACUUCCAGCAUACAUUACCAUUGGCUAUGUUGAGACUGCUGAGAGUUGUGUGACCAGCAAUAUUUGUAGGACUGCACAGUUGCUGCCUGUGGUUUCAAGUGAGGCCACCGGAACUGCAAUAGAAGAUAACUGCACUAACCCAAUUCAAAUGAGGGAAAUAGUAAUGAAUCCAAGUUUUGAUGAGAGAUUCACUUUUAGGCCUGUAAUACCUGUUUUUCGCUAUGUGUAGUAGUAAUUGUGUUCCUUCAAGUCAUUACUGAUUUAUGGAAACCCUGGGUUUUCUUGGCAGGAUUUGUUCAGAUUGAGUUUGUCGUGGCCUUCCUCAGAGCUUGAGAUUGUGUCCAGUGUCACCUAAUGGGCUUCCAUGGCUAUGUAGGGACUUGAACCAUGUUAUCCAGAGUCAUAGUCCAAUACAAAUCAUUGCACUAUGUUGACUCAAGAUACGUGAUGUUGUGAGGGUGAUGUACAGACUUAAAUAUAUUUUAAACAUGCUCAGGAACACUCUUACUCUAAUGCAGAUAUUGUUGGAAUUCAGAGCUAGUUUUGGAGUUGAGUGCAGCAAGACUUUCUGACUCAUGAUGAACACCUUCAAGACAUGGUUGCAUGCGUAUUACCGGAAUUGUACUACUAAUGUAUGUCUAUAGUGCAAACGAGAUAUUUGAAAGUGCAUCCACCUGCAAAAGUCAUUGCAAUCUGUGCAACACCUUUGGCAGUUACUGAAACGACAGCAGCUUCUGCUGAUGUUUUCCUGAAGCCAGUUAUGAAGCUGCUUGGUGUUUCUAAUAGUAUUACUAUUUCACUCACAUAUUGGAUUGUGUAAGUAUUUUCUAAAGUACUAUCGCUGCCCUUUUCUGCUCUUGACCAGUGAGUUAGAGGAGAAAUGUCUUCUUCCUAAUUACAUGGCUUGCAGUGCAUAAAAUAAUCAAUUAAAUUGACUUUUCAAGAAAGCUGGGAAUGAACAUUUGUUGCUUAAGUGUCUGCCAUCUGGACACACUUACAAUUUUGCUUCCACAAGUACCUUUCUGAUUCCAUAUGAGACUGUUGAUUCUAAAGGCCCUUGAAUUUCCUCCUACACUUCUACAGUGAUUAGUGGUUUCAGUGAGUGUUAAAACCAGUGCUGGGUAGAUGGAGUAAUGAGGUUUUGCAGGUGUUUAUAGCUCAUACCAGGUCCUUCAAUAUGAAACCAGGAAAUAUGCAGCGGAGUGUAUGGUACCGUAUCCUUGAGUGGGAUAUGGUUCCCUUGGACACCAAAAUCAAGAGUUGUUCAAGUCCCAUUAUUUAAAGAGGUUGAUAAAUGUUUUCCCUUUUAUAAAAUGGCAAAAAUUAAGGGAUUUAUGCAAGGAGGGGGGAUAUUUUCAAACCAUGGAUGGUAGAAAGGAGUUGGGUAAGUACCACCCUAAGCAUGUUCACUUAAUGCCGUAAUAACUAAAACUUUUCCAGCCUGCUCUGUGGCAAAGGUAGCUUUUUCAUUAGGCAGAAUAGGAUGACUUCUUCAGGCAGCAAAUGCUGGGAGGAAGGCAGUAGCAACUACUGAGCUCUUCUUCUGGAACCUUCCAUCAUUUACUUACUGUUGAAUGACAGACCUCUGUACAUAUCCCAUGUCAGGCUCCCUAAACUAAUCUGAUACCUUCAGUGUGGAGAGGAUUGCUAUCCUAUGAUCAUAGCAAAAGUAAGAGCCAGUUGCUGGCCUACGCAGCUCUCUUAUGUGAACUGUGUAGAGAGGCAUCGUGUUAUCACUGACAGCAAAAAGCAAAAUGUCUGUACUGGCUAUUGCUUUUCAAUUCAGUAUGAAAUUCUGAGCAAGGCUUAUAUAUCCUUGUAUAUCAAGAUUCCUUUAUGAAAACUGUAAUUUCUUUCAAAGUUUAUCUGAGCUGCAUCCUGUGGAUACCUAGGAUUUGUAAUCUGCUGAGCAACUAAGUCCUUUUUGGCAGAUUCAACAAAAGGUAAAGCCUAAUAGAAUUCCAUAGGAUGCAGCAAUCAUAGUUAAAGUGGUAUAAAAGUGCUAUAAUUGUGCAGUGUGAAAGAGAUCUGUGUUUAAGUUGUGUUUCAGUUUCUAGAAAUGCAGUGCUUUGUUCUGUAAAAUAAAGGCUGAAAUACCUACUUCUCAGGACAACAAUUUUCAGAUUAUAGAUUAGACAUAAAAAAUCUAUGACACACCAGAAUUUGUUGAACUACAGAACUGCUCAGAUAGCAUGGCUUGUGCUCAGAGAUUAUGGGAGUGGUAAAGCAACAACCUCUAGAGGGGCAGUGUCCCCUUCCACCUGUAAAUAAUGGGUUGUUUCUAAACUGAAUAAGAAAGGUUCUCAGUUCAAUUUACACCAUUUCCAGUAGAGCUAUGAAAAUUCGAAACAUGCCUCAUACCCUGAAGGUACUAAACUGGUUUGACUCAGUAGAGGAAGUGUGGCUUCUUUCCUGUUCCCUAAUUAAAUCAUCUUCCUCUCUGUGGAUGUUUCCUGACAUCAAGAGCCCUUGGGAUUACGCAUUUGCCAUCCCUUCUGUUGUUUCUUUCUGUGUUUCACCUUUCACUCCCAUUGCCCCCUCUCUUGCCUCCCUCCCACAUUCUGGGUUGCGUCUCUAAGAUAAUUGAUCCACUUGGGAAUUUCCUAAUGACAAAAUGAUUCAUUAAGUUGAUAGUUAAAUAUUUCACUUCUGGGGAUCUCUGCUUCUAUUCUGACUCAGUUCUCAUGGGAAUGACAUUUUGUUUCAGAUGAAAAUGUUGUAGUUCAUCUAAUGGAGAGCUUUCACUCUUGCUAAAGACACUUGCAGUUGGGAAUCAUUUCAUGUCUUUGGAUGGAAGAGAAUUUUACAGUGAUGGAUUAAUGUCAGAACCCUGCUACUAGAGCCUGGAUGUGGCUCUGAGUUUCAGGGUCACUGACAUUGAUAAGACACCUGCGGCUCAGGACUCGGAGAAGAAACGGCUGCUGGACUUGGCGGGGAAUUUGCGCGGGGUUUUACUGAGCGGGAAGAGACUUUUCAAAUGAGGGGGAGGGUAUAUAAAGGAUGGUUGGCCGGAGCCUCCCAUUCUUGGCUUUUUUGAUGUUCAUGUUUCCUACAGUAAAAGUUUCUGGUGAUAUCACAGAGAGUCUCGUGUGUUCAUUCAGGAGCGGCUGUGGUGAGCUGACACUAAGCCAAGAAUACGGACACCAUCCCGCUGUAGCGGUGAGGUGUAACAUGCAAGUGGAGGAUGAAGAGCUCUUGGGCGCAGGAGGAGGAAGGUCAGAAAGGGCCACUCCCGAGCCGGACGCUGAGUUCCACCAGCUGGCGGCCCUGGCGUCAUCCACCGCUUAUGCCCAGCCAAAUGGGGUAACCCAGAGGCGUGGAGUGGUGCGGGGAGACAGCACCGGAGGAGAGGAAGGUUCACCUUCCCCAGGCCCACAGAGGAUGGUGUUUCUGGAGGAGAGGAUGUCGGCGAUGGAGACCACCCUGGCAGUGAUGUCGAGGGCGAUGGAGCGCCUGGCGUUUUUGGCGGAGCCAGAGAGAGGAAGGGAACUUCGGGCUGGCUCAAUGUGGGACGUGAGCGUGGGAAGCAGCCAGGGCUUUGCAGACCUCCCAGCACCGAAGGGAAGGGAAAUGCGAAAGGAGCCCGGCGCCCGGCCCAAGACCCAAACAAGCCUGACGCGGGUGGAGGAGAGUGACGACGAAGGGGAAAAACCUCCGAGAAUCCCAGCUACGCUCCCAGCUGAGACCCUGGUGCCCCUGGCGAAUGCCGGGCGUGGCACAGGGCCAAGAGAAGCAGCAGCGGGGCCCACUGGUCCGCAAGGGGGCUUGCGACGGGCGGAGAAUUGGGGAUUGCCACCACAGGGACCCCUACCAAGACGAGAGGAACUAAGGAUCGAGUUUGGGGGAGAGUCCUCUGAACUGGAUUUUUUCCUGACCACGGUGAGGGGCUAUAUGGAGGACAAUGCUCAUACUUUUAGAACGGAAUCCAGCCGGAUACGGGCCAUUGGUGCAGUGUUGAAGAGGGGAGCGGCCAGCUGGUACGUUCAGCUGCACGCGCGGCGCGACCCAUGUCUGGGGUCACUCCGACGCUUUAUGGGGGCCCUGGAGACCCGUUUCCGAGAUCCACUGGAGCAGAUCCGGGCGAGGGAGAAGUUGAAGACCGUCUCCCAGGGGCAGAGGUCGGUAUCUGAGUAUGCGGAGGAGUUCCAAUGCCUCGCCGAAAAGGUGCCGGAAUGGUCUGCAGUAACAAAGAUAGAACUCUUCAAAGAGGGUCUCAGGCGGGAGAUCCUCUCCUGGGCGGUGCAUCGUGAUGAGCCUGACACACUGCGCGGAUGGAUUCAGCUGGCGGGGCGCGUCGAGACAUCGCUGGCCCAGGCGAGGAGGCACCGAGGAGGGCUACAGCAGCGGCCGCAGAUGAAAGAGGGGAGCCGGAAGGAGGGAUCAACCCCAGCCGGGAGGAGAACGGAGCCGACAGGGAACGUGAGCGCCAGCAGGAGUGGCUGCUUUGUGUGCGGCCGGUUGGGCCACAGGGCUGCCGAGUGCUGGCAGAGAAAAGGGGAAGGCGGAGGCCCGCCCAAACCAAGAGCCGUGGCAGGGAAACGCGCCGAGGAAGAACCACCGAUGAGGCACCACUCGGGGGGGUUGGACGAAGGGGAGGAGGACGCCAUGUCAGAACCCUGCUACUAGAGCCUGGAUGUGGCUCUGAGUUUCAGGGUCACUGACAUUGAUAAGACACCUGCGGCUCAGGACUCGGAGAAGAAACGGCUGCUGGACUUGGCGGGGAAUUUGCGCGGGGUUUUACUGAGCGGGAAGAGACUUUUCAAAUGAGGGGGAGGGUAUAUAAAGGAUGGUUGGCCGGAGCCUCCCAUUCUUGGCUUUUUUGAUGUUCAUGUUUCCUACAGUAAAAGUUUCUGGUGAUAUCACAGAGAGUCUCGUGUGUUCAUUCAGGAGCGGCUGUGGUGAGCUGACAGAUUAAUAUUGCUACAGACCGUGGCUGAGAAACUUUUUUUCACCUAACAAGAAUCAAAGUAUGAAAUAUUUUUAAUACUUGUUCAUGCCUGCAAACAUGUUUAAAUCACUUUAAAUCUUUUAACUAUACAAUUAUCCAAUCUUAAAUGUAUUCAUUGCAAAGUAAUCUACAUGCACAG